This is a messenger RNA of Saxophila tyrrhenica, 1269 nucleotides long. RefSeq names its product 3-ketoacyl-CoA thiolase with broad chain length specificity (gene POT1). The record is from RefSeq and is a predicted model, not a curated record. Gene Ontology annotation, molecular function: acetyl-CoA C-acyltransferase activity. Lineage: Eukaryota; Fungi; Ascomycota; Dothideomycetes; Mycosphaerellales; Extremaceae. The transcript is spliced from 2 exons. Bases 1 to 1269 code for a protein of 422 amino acids. Gene Ontology annotation, biological process: fatty acid beta-oxidation; phenylacetate catabolic process. Gene Ontology annotation, cellular component: peroxisome.
AUGGCUAAUCAGACACCCAAGAGAGCCGCUGCGGAGGAGAGACUGUCCCAAGUAGCUGCACACGUCAACAGCACAGGAUCGAACGCGGUAUUGCAGAAGCAUCCGGAUGACAUCGUUGUCACCACCGCUCUACGGACGGCUAUCUGCAAAGGUGGACGCGGACAGUUCAAGGACACACCCGCAGCCGACCUCCUCCACGGCGCCUUCACCAGCCUAAUCCAACGCUCCGGCAUCGAUCCCAGCAUCGUCGAAGACAUUGCCGUCGGCUCAGUCCUGCCCCCAGGCGGCGGAGCCACCGAAUUCCGAGCAGCAGCCCUCGCAGCCGGCUUCUCAGAAGGCACAGCAGUCAAAUCCCUUAAUCGCCAAUGCAGCUCCGGCCUCCAAGCCUGCGUCGACAUCGCCAACGCCAUCAAAUGCGGCAUGAUCGAUAUCGGCAUCGGCGCAGGAGUCGAGAGCAUGUCGACGCAAUAUGGCCCGCAAGCUGUGACCGAGUUCUCGGAGCUGCUGGAAGAGCACAAGAAGGCUGCGGAGUGCAAAGUACCGAUGGGUGUGUUGAGCGAGCAGAUGGCGAAGGACAAGAGUAUUAGCAGGAAGGAUCAAGACAAGUUCGCGGCGGAUAGCUACAAGAAGGCUGCUGAGGCGCAGAAGAAGGGCUUGUUUGAUGAGGAGAUUGCGCCACUGAAGGUCAAGUACGAGGAUCCGAAGACGGAGAAGGUUUCGGAGAUUACUGUGUCGAAAGAUGAUGGCGUGAGGGAGGCUACGUUCGAAAGCCUGAGCAAGAUCAAGCCUGCCUUCGCCAAAGACGGGUCGAUUCACGCUGGCAAUGCUUCGCAGAUCUCGGACGGGGCAGCGGCUGUUCUGCUGAUGAAGCGGAGCACAGCGGAGCGUCUUGGGCAGAAAGUGCUUGGGAAGUACGUGGCUGCAUCUGUGGUUGGCGUUCCGCCGCUUCUGAUGGGUAUUGGACCGUGGAAAGCUAUCCCCGUGGCUCUGCAGAAAGCGGGUGUGUCCAAGGAGGACGUCGACAUCUUUGAGAUCAACGAGGCAUUCGCGUCGCAGUGUCUGUGGUGUGUCAACGAGCUAGGCCUGCCGAUGGAGAAGGUCAAUCCCAAGGGCGGUGCUAUUGCGUUUGGACACCCGCUUGGAUGCACUGGGGCUAGACAAAUCAGCACGCUGCUCUAUGAGUUGAAGCGCACCGGCAAGCAGGUUGGUGUGACCAGCAUGUGCGUUGGGACCGGCAUGGGCAUGGCUGCUGUGUGGGUGGCUGAAUAG